Homalodisca vitripennis (glassy-winged sharpshooter) is the source of this 3473-nucleotide messenger RNA. RefSeq names its product ribonucleoside-diphosphate reductase large subunit (gene RnrL). Gene Ontology annotation, cellular component: ribonucleoside-diphosphate reductase complex. Gene Ontology annotation, molecular function: ribonucleoside-diphosphate reductase activity, thioredoxin disulfide as acceptor; ATP binding. The record is from RefSeq and is a predicted model, not a curated record. Gene Ontology annotation, biological process: deoxyribonucleotide biosynthetic process; DNA replication. Bases 128 to 2593 code for a protein of 821 amino acids. The transcript is spliced from 14 exons. NCBI's taxonomy places the organism in Eukaryota, Metazoa, Arthropoda, Insecta, Hemiptera, Cicadellidae.
AAUCCCGCUCAAACGCCAAAUAUCUUUGUCAGGCCAGGCUUGGAUUAUCAUUUCAAUAGUGAUCUUGGUUUACUCGUUAAUAAUUUUCUUUAGUUUCUUACUGUAAUAUUUGUAGCAGUUUUUAAUUAUGGUUGUAGCGGGUUCAAAAACACCUGAAAAACCAAAGGGGCGCAUGUUCGUCCACAAAAGAGAUGGCCGAAAGGAGAUUGUACAUUUUGACAAAAUCACCUCAAGAAUCCAAAAGCUGUGCUAUGGCUUGAAUCAAGAUUUUGUAGAUCCUGCUGAAAUAGCAAUGAAGGUUAUUUCCGGCCUCUACCCAGGUGUGACAACUGUUGAGUUGGAUAACCUGGCUGCUGAGACUGCUGCCACUUUAACCACCAGACACCCUGAUUACGCUAUCCUUGCUGCACGCAUUGCUGUCUCCAACCUACACAAGGAGACCAAGAAAACAUUCUCAGAUGUGAUCGACGACUUGUACAACAUGGUACAAGAGUUGACCGGCCUCAAGACUCCUAUGAUCUCGGAUGAAACGCACACCAUUGUCAUGGAGAAUGCAGAUGUUCUUAACUCUUCCAUCAUCUACGACAGAGAUUUCAACUACAAUUACUUUGGGUUUAAGACUCUGGAGAGAUCAUACCUGCUGAAGAUCAAUGGGAAAGUGGUGGAGCGACCACAGCACAUGUUGAUGAGAGUAUCAGUAGGUAUACACGGCCGAGAUAUCCCUGCGGCCAUUGAGACAUACAACUACCUGUCUGAGCGGUACUUUACUCACGCUUCCCCCACGCUCUUCAGUGCAGGCACACCCAGACCACAGCUCUCCAGCUGUUUCUUAAUAGCUAUGCGUGAAGACAGUAUCGAAGGCAUCUAUGACACUCUCAAGCAGUGUGCACUUAUCUCCAAGUCAGCUGGUGGUAUCGGAGUACAUAUACACUGUAUAAGAGCCAAAGGCACGUACAUCGCUGGUACCAAUGGAGUGUCUAAUGGUCUUGUACCCAUGCUUCGAGUGUUCAACAACACGGCACGUUACGUAGACCAGGGAGGCAACAAGAGACCAGGAGCGUUUGCGAUCUACUUGGAGCCAUGGCACUCAGAUGUGUUUGAGUUUAUUGCAUUGCGCAAGAACACGGGUGCUGAGGAGGUGCGAGCACGAGACAUGUUCUUUGCUCUAUGGAUCCCAGACCUGUUCAUGAAACGGGUGGAGGCAGACGAUGUCUGGAGUCUUAUGUGUCCUCACAAGUGUCCAGGACUUACUGAUUGUUGGGGGGAGGAGUUUGAGAAACUAUACACCAAAUACGAGAGUGAGGGGCGCUACACAAGACAAGUGCAGGCACGCCAACUGUUCUUCGCCAUCUUAGACGCCCAGGUAGAGACUGGUGUUCCGUACAUGUUAUAUAAGGAUGCCUGCAACCGCAAGAGCAAUCAGCAGAACCUUGGAACCAUCAAGUGUAGCAACCUAUGCACAGAGAUUGUCGAGUACACCAGUAAGGAUGAGAUAGCCGUCUGCAACUUGGCUUCCAUCGCUGUCAACAUGUUCGUCAAACCAGACAAGACCUACGACUUUGCCAAGCUAAAGGAAAUCACCAAAGUUGUGACCAGAAACCUCAACAAAGUAAUUGAAGUCAACUUCUAUCCCGUCCAAGAGGCUCGUAACUCAAAUAUGAGACACCGUCCUGUGGGAAUCGGUAUCCAAGGCCUGGCUGAUGCCUUCAUUCUGAUGAGAUUACCGUUUGAGAGUGAACCUGCUCAGAAACUGAACCUACAAAUUUUUGAAACCAUCUACUACGCUGCUCUGGAGGCUUCAUGUGAACUGGCAGAGAAACUUGGCCCUUAUGAGACAUACCCUGGAAGCCCAGUCAGCAAAGGGAUCCUGCAGUAUGACAUGUGGGGAGUUACACCCACCGACCUGUGGGACUGGGCUGCACUCAAGGCUAAGAUCGCAAAGCAUGGUGUACGAAACUCGCUGUUAUUGGCCCCCAUGCCCACUGCAUCUACCGCACAGAUUCUUGGCAAUAACGAGUCCUUCGAGCCCUACACUAGUAACAUCUAUUCACGACGAGUGCUCUCUGGCGAGUUCCAGGUGGUCAACCAUCACUUGCUGAGGGACCUGGUUGAGCUAGGUCUAUGGGACGAGGACAUGAAAGCUCAGCUAAUACAAGAAAAUGGUUCAGUCCAAAACAUUGAAGGUAUCCCCCAGGAUCUGAAGGAUCUGUACAAGACUGUGUGGGAGAUAUCGCAGAAAACCAUACUCAAGAUGGCGGCAGACCGAGGAGCUUUCAUCGACCAGUCACAAUCGCUAAAUGUUCACAUUGCUGAGCCCUCGUACGCCAAGCUGUCCUCCAUGCACAUGUAUGGCUGGAAAGCGGGUUUGAAAACUGGUAUGUACUACCUGAGGACCAAACCUGCAGCCAAUGCAAUCCAGUUCUCUAUUGACAAGUCGAAAAUGAAGAAAUCCCUGGCCACCGAAACCAACGGUGCUUCGAACGGAAAAGCUUCGUCUGCGAAAGAAGAUUCAGAAGAUGUAAAAGCCUACAACAUGAGUGGAAUGGUCUGUUCCUUGGACAACAAAGACGAGUGUCUCAUGUGUGGCUCGUAGUAACGUCAUACCCCACACACUGUUUUACACCAAAAGAGCCUUAGUGUAUUUGUUCCUUAUAGAGCAGCAUUAGAGAUGUUCUAUUAUGAAAUGUAGUAUUUUUGUCCAAAUCAGUAAUUCUUGUGUUUUUAUUAUGCAUAGCAUACUAAAAUAUUAACUUGAAAUUGUAUUUAUAUGUGUAUAUGUAGCUUUUUUACUUUGUUACAAACGUUUUUACAUCACCACUUAACCAUACAAGUUGGAUAAUAUGUAGCAUAAGUACAAAUUUUCAAAGUAAAUAGUUUUUCAAAUAUAAUAUUUUUUACAUGUUAUUUUAAUUCUGGUAUUAACAAAAAUUUAUUUUCUUGAACACAAUGUUUUAAAACUAAAGAUGGUUAUUUAGGUAUUUUAUUUGAUUCAUUGUGUAGAUUAUUGUAUUGUUGAUCGUUGUAAAUUGCUUUGUUGUUUUAUAGCUUGUAUUAGAGUUAGCUUUAUUUCUCAAAAGCGUUUGCAUAAAAUUGCCAGAGUGGAAUGAAACUGAACUGUUUGUUUUAAAUAAUCUAUUUACCAUUUUUUGAUUCUACAGUUGAAACAAGUAACCAGUGUAUUAGCUUUAUAUUUAAUAAUUUUACAAUAUAGAUUAAUUGUUCAACAUGCCUUAUGUUUAAGUUUCUGAUAUAUUAAUUGCUCAUGGAACAAAGUAGUUAUUGUGUGUUCUAUUCUCAUACACCUUUAUAUUUAGGACUUGUUAUUAUUAUGUACUUAAAUUUGUUUACACCAAGAAAGUAACCUAAGGGCGUAUUUUGUGUAGGCUUGUACUAUAGUACAAUUUGCUACACCAUGUGAAUGCGCUUUAUACAUGAAAUUUUUUACAUGAAUAAAUUAAAGCGUUAUUAUUAUA